This is a messenger RNA of Mytilus trossulus (common blue mussel), 1632 nucleotides long. RefSeq lists its product as uncharacterized. The transcript is spliced from 2 exons. Gene Ontology annotation, molecular function: protein binding. The record is from RefSeq and is a predicted model, not a curated record. The coding region runs from base 41 to 1576 and encodes 511 amino acids. NCBI's taxonomy places the organism in Eukaryota, Metazoa, Mollusca, Bivalvia, Mytilida, Mytilidae.
AAUUAUUUGUACAGUGACAGCCAAUUGGAUAGACAGAAAUAUGACAAAAGGAGAGCUACCAAUGGCACCGAAGGAGUCAGAUGGUCCUAACAUUGGACAAGAAUUGACUGGAGUUAUGGUUCCACAUGCACUUAAUAAUUACCAGCCUUCAAAUAAAUAUCUUUACUCUGGAAACGAUAUCCACAAAGACAGUGGCAAACAUUCGAUUCUUUACUCAGACGAUACUAAUAAUAACAAUAUCGGAGAUUGUCAAUUUAACAUUGCUGAAUACGUUCAGAAUCUGCAUGAUAAUAGAGUUAGAAAACAACUAGUUAAAGCUCUGAGCACGGAUGAGCCAGAUGAAAGUUUGGACAUCGAAAAUAUGGAUCAUUAUCUUCUAGUCGCUAAAAGAUCAAAUUUACACAACACUCUGAUAUGUUGUGAAAAUAAGUUAAUUUCCAAUUUGAAUGCAGUUAACUGUGAUGAAUAUCAUGAGCUUGCUGUAGAGUAUGAAUUACGAAAUUUACAAUCAAAGGCACUCGCAAUCAUUGAAAGAAUCAAAAACCCGAAUGAAUGCAGCAACUUCAUAAAUCAGAACAAUAACUUUGCCAUAAACAAUCUAUGUGACAAUUCAACUGGAUUGUCCGUGGGCAGUUCGAGAAUAAAAAAUUAUAAAAACUACUUUUCACUUUUCACAUGUGGUACCUCUGGGUCUAAACGUACUAUAACGACAAUUGUUUACGACUCAAACAUGAGAAAAAGAUGCUAUAGAGACAUUCAAAAGGGAAAUAAUAUAAGCAAACCAUUUCAAUGUUGCUGUAUUCAAGGUGAUGAAAACAAUCCACCAAUAAUUUAUUGGUCCUUUGGGAGUUCAGUGUACCAGUACGACCCACUGAUGAACAAAUGCAAGCAAAGAUCAUCUCUUCGCUGCAAACGAGCAAAGUUCAGCAUGAUAUCGCAUGGAAACCACUGUUUUGUGAUAGGGGGUGUUUACAAGAGUCGUAAAGUCUUGGAAAUCGAAGAAUACAACACAAAAAAAGAUUCAUGGAAAAAAGUGGCAUACCUCCCUGGAGAUUCACUUCCAAUAGAUCCAUCAUGUGUUGUUUUUGAUGGCUUGAUUUACAUUUUUUCUGCCAUUCUGGACAUAGAAGGAAAUAUAAAACCUAGAGCUACUGCUGUCUAUGUCUUUAAUCCUCGUACACAAACAGUAAAACAGGUGGCGGAGAUCCCGUUUUCGUUCAAACAGAUGAAAACAUGUGUUGUUGACUCUUAUAUUUACAUUGCCUCUGACAGGAAACAUUUGAUUAGAUUCUGCCCAAGUGACGGAUCGUGCUUGUCAUUACCGGACCAGAUUCAGGAAUGUAAAGACUUCGGCAUGUUUACAAUGGACACAUCGAUUAUUCUUGCAGGAGGUGAUUGUAGGGGAAAAGAAUACAAAGACAUUAACGUAUAUUGUACCGUUUCAGGACAUUGGGAAACAUUGUCAGAAAAAUUACCAGACGAUAUGGCUAUUUAUGGUGCAUGUGAACUGAAAAUCCCAAAUAGUGCAGGAACAAUAGUCCCUUUUUACGAAACAAAUCUUUUCGAAAAGAGGUGACUAGGCUCUGUUUUGUUAAUAUUAUUUGUUGUUGGAAUAAAAUGUUUAAAAUCAAA